AUGGCAUGUUUCGCUGUUGAAGCGUUGCUCGUCCUUGGUCUCCUACUGGCGUCUUUCGCUGCUCAAGGCGCGUUCGUCAUAUCCAUCGGCAACGCCGUGUUGCGCGCCGCGCACUUGACAGGCUACCCGCGACACGGCCUGGCUGCAGCAGUUGGUGCGAUAGGGGGACCUAUUGCAUUCACCCUCGCCUGCGUGGUCCAAAACGCCAUGGUCAAGAUUCUGACCCCGCUUUGCGGACGUAUCCCGCGACCCAACGAGGAACAGAACAGUGGUGAGCGUGACGGCGCACCCUGGUAUUGGGCGUGUAUCCAGUUCUUCAGCCCGAUCGCCAUCCACACGCUGUCAGGCAGCGUUGGCUCUGCCAUUUUGCUGCACCGUCGCGUCGACCUCGAGGGCAUGGACGUUCUCCACGGUGCACGCGCUGGAGCCACGGGUGAUGCCAUUAUCGCGUUUUCAUCACUCCUAGGUCCCUUCAUCAUAUUCACGAUAUUCGCGGUCCUUCUCGCCCCCGUGUGGAUAGCGAUGAUAAUGGGCGCCAAGUGGGUAUAUAUAAAGUCAAGGGAAACUUGGACAGAGGGAACGCAUACCUACUCGGCUUGCCACUGCUACGGGACGUGUGGAGGUGACUCGGAGAUUGAUGGAGAGAUUGAGAGCGUACAACGAGAACGAGGGUCGUACGGGACAUUCUAA
Cyclocybe aegerita is the source of this 690-nucleotide messenger RNA. Lineage: Eukaryota; Fungi; Basidiomycota; Agaricomycetes; Agaricales; Hemipholiotaceae. The record is from the annotation of a GenBank genome assembly.